AUGAACAGGAGGCUUUUAUUUACCAUCAUCGUUUGCUACUUUGGCUGGAAAAGUUUACGGAAGUUAACGAUCGAUUCUGGUGCAGUUGAAACCAUUUUAUUUGCGGCUGCUUUUUGUUUUUUUUUCUCUCUCUCUCUCUCUCUUUGUGUCUUUUGGAUCAGCAGCCUCGUUUCGAUUACAGGUGCCGCUGCUGUUGUCGACACUACAACAAGGAGCUUCUUACUUCACUGUUUAAUUAUUGGCGUUCAAUUUAGCUUUAUAAAAGUCUGUGGCCCACUGUGGAGGCGGGUCUGCUCAUUGAAGAAAACCUCACAGCCCACAUUUUUGCGGAGACUUGAAAUUGUGGGCCGGGAUUUACUGCGUCAAAAUCUCUUCCUUUCUAUCUAUCUAUCUAUCUAUCUAUCUAUCUAUCUAUCUAUCUAUCUAUCUAUCUAUCUAUCUACUUCAAUUUAUUCUAUCUAUCUAUUUUUCUAUCUAUCUAUCUAUCUAUCUAAUUUAUUCAUAUCUAGCGAGCUAACUCAUUUUUCAUAUCUAUCUAUCUAUCUAUCUAUCUAUCUCUAUCUAUCUAUCUAUCUAUCUAUCUAUCUAUCUAUCUACUUCAAUUUAUUCAUAUCUAGCGAGCUAACUCAUUUUUCAUAUCUAUCUAUCUAUCUAUCUAUCUAUCUAUCUAUCUACUUCAAUUUAUUCAUAUCUAGCGAGCUAACUCAGUUUUUCAUAUCUAUCUAUCUAUCUAUAUACUUCAAUUUAUUCAUAUCUAGCGAGCUAACUCAUUUUCAUAUCUAUCUAUCUAUCUAUCUAUCUAUCUACUUCAAUUUAUUCAUAUCUAGCGAGCUAACUCAGUUUUCAUAUCUAUCUAUCUACUUCAAUUUAUUCAUAUCUAGCGAGCUAACUCAGUUUUCAUAUCUAUCUAUCUAUCUAUCUAUCUAUCUAUCUAUCUAUCUAUCUAUCUAUCUAUCUCAAAUGGAGGUGCUGAAUAGCCUUCUCUAUAACUGUUUCUGUCUUAUAUGCUUUUCUCUUUCUUUCUUUCUUUCUUUCUUUCUUUCUUUCUUUCUUUCUUUUCUUUCUUAUCCUUUUGCAUUCAUUUCAUUCACUGAUAGUUCUUUCUUUUUUCCACAAAUUUACCUACCCUCCUUCCUUCCUUCACACCGUCCUUCCCUCCUUCCUUCCUUGCAUAUAGAGCUUUUAAAACAUACGCUUUCCACUUCCAAACUCUUCAUUCUCUUAUCUUCUAUUUAUUUCCACUUAUUUCUUCUGUACCCUUCUUUCUUUCUUUCUUUCUUCACACUUUUUUUAAAAGAUUGUGACGCCUUUCUAAGCUUUUUUUUUCUUCGUUCUUUUCUUUCUUUCUUUCUUUCUUUCUCAUUUCAUUCCUCUUUUCAGUUUCUUUCUUGCCUGAGUCUUUUUUUUUUAAUUCUGACCCGCUCUGAAACCCCUUCUUUCUUUCUUUCUUUUUUUUUUCAGUUGUGUUGUUUACUUUAA
Molecule: messenger RNA, 1479 nt
Organism: Acanthosepion pharaonis
Lineage: Eukaryota; Metazoa; Mollusca; Cephalopoda; Sepiida; Sepiidae
Source: the annotation of a GenBank genome assembly